AGGGGUAAAGUCUUCCCUCUCAACGUGCCAUUAAUCAUUGAUGUUCCAUGAGCACGACGGUCCCAUGAGAGAACAGGAAGAAGCACUCUCGUAACGACGUCGUUUUGGAGUCAAACGCAGUGAGCUCUGCAGAUGCAAUCAUGCAAGAUCCAUCAAACCCUAACCCUAUCUCUCACUCCCAUAAUGCUCACCAGCCUCCCUCGACGUCGUUUCCAAACACGGCCACCUCCCUCCGGGGAGGUCACCACCGGCGGGCACACUCCGAGGUCAAUUUCCGGAUCCCGGAAGACCUACAUCUCGUCUCCGAUCCCUUCGACGUUCCGUCGGCGAGCUUUGAGGAAAUGGGAUCCGAGGACGAUCUCUUCUGCACAUACAUUGACAUCGACAAGUUCGGAUCCAGGCCCGAAGGGGACGCCCGGAUCGACAAUGCCGGCGGUGGUUUGGCUGCGGAGAGCGGCGACGGAGAGAAGAGCUCUAGGCCUCGGCACCGGCACAGCAAUUCGGUGGACGGCUCGUCAAUGUCGAGAGGGGAGAGUCUGUUUGUGGACACUAUAGAGGCCAAGAAGGCAAUGGCUCCAGAUAAGCUCGCUGAGCUUUGGACGCUCGAUCCGAAGCGAGCCAAGAGGAUUCUGGCAAAUCGGCAAUCUGCUGCUCGCUCAAAAGAGAGGAAGGCUCGGUACAUAUUAGAGCUUGAAAGAAAAGUCCAGACCCUUCAAACAGAAGCAACCACUCUUUCUGCACAACUCACGCUUUUCCAGAGAGACACAACUGGCCUGACUACUGAAAACACAGAGCUUAAGCUUAGGUUACAAGCUAUGGAACAACAAGCUCAACUACGCGAUGCUCUGAAUGAAGCACUAAAGAAGGAAGUAGAGAGGCUUAAGAUUGCUACUGGAGAAAUAAUGACCUCCUCAGAUGCAUACAAUUUGGGAAUGCACCAUGUUCCAUAUACUCAAUCUUCUUUCUUCUCACACCAGUCACAACCAGGACCAAGUGAGUCCCAAAAUAUACAAAUGCCACAGUUCCAUCCAUUCCCAUCUAACAUGUUGACCCACCACCAGCCUCUGCUUGGAGUAGCCCACUCAAAUGCCCUCUCAGAUAUGUUGCAGCAGGAUCCUCUUGGACGAUUGCAGGGGCUUGAUAUCAGUAGCAGGGGCCCUAGUCUUGUGAAGUCUGAAGGUCCAUCCAUUUCUGCCAGUGAAAGCAGCAGCACAUUUUAAUCUAAACUUUGCUGAUCUAGUCAUGGCAACCUUAUUUGUUGGAUUGUUCAUAGACUGACACCUUAUCAACAAUGAAAGGUACUAUUCUUUUCAAUUUAAUUCUUUUAAUUGGAUUGGGAUACUGGGUCUUCAGUAGCUUUCAUCAGGUUUUGUUGUAAUAUUCAUGAGUUUUCUUUGUUCAAUUUGGAAUUCUUUUCCUGUAUGGGGGUCAUAUGGGGAUAUUUGUUCUUGAAGAGGUGGAUGCAUCUUUUCAUGCCAAGCACCCCAUUUGUAUCUUGUCCAUCUGUCAAUGUUCAAACUUGAUUUCUUGUCAAGAAAAGCACUCAUUUUCUUCAAUUAUUCAAAUGCAUGAACUGAGGUUGUACUGGGUUCAUCUCUUUUUCA
Vitis riparia (riverbank grape) is the source of this 1604-nucleotide messenger RNA. RefSeq names its product transcription factor RF2b. Gene Ontology annotation, molecular function: DNA-binding transcription factor activity. NCBI's taxonomy places the organism in Eukaryota, Viridiplantae, Streptophyta, Magnoliopsida, Vitales, Vitaceae. The transcript is spliced from 4 exons. Bases 141 to 1220 code for a protein of 359 amino acids. Gene Ontology annotation, biological process: regulation of DNA-templated transcription. Gene Ontology annotation, cellular component: nucleus. The record is from RefSeq and is a predicted model, not a curated record.